AGGGACAUAGCACAAUGUUUUGGAUCUGCUUUGAGCUAUAUUGCGUUGAGGUUACUUGGAGAAGAACCUGAAUAUGGCGAAGACAGGGAAAUCGACAGAUGUAGAAAAUGGAUCCUCGACCAUGGUGGUUUAGUGGCUAUUCCAUCAUGGGGAAAGUUUUGGGUUACGGUCCUUGGAGUUUAUGAGUGGCAAGGCUGCAAUCCACUUCCACCGGAGUUCUGGUUUCUACCAAAAUUCACCCCUAUUCAUCCAGGGAAAAUGCUGUGUUACUGUCGGUUAGUUUACAUGCCCAUGUCAUAUUUAUAUGGGAAGAAGUUUGUGGGCCCUAUCACUGACCUAAUCAGAUCACUACGAGAAGAAAUGUACAACCAGCCUUAUGAUCAAAUCAACUGGAACAAAGCCCGGAACACUAUUGCUAAGGAGGAUCUGUACUACCCACAUCCUAUGAUUCAAGAUAUGUUAUGGGGAUUUCUUUAUCACGUGGGAGAGCCUAUUCUGAACUGCUGGCCAUUUUCCAAGCUUAGACAGAAGGCAUUAGAUAUCGCAAUUAAUCAUGUGCGCUACGAGGAUGAGAACAGUAGAUACCUUUGCAUUGGAAGUGUAGAGAAAGUAUUAUGUUUGAUAGCACGUUGGGUUGAAGACCCGAACUCAGAGGCAUACAAACUUCAUUUAGCUCGAAUCCCGGAUUACUUCUGGCUCGCAGAAGAUGGCCUGAAAAUACAGAGUUUUGGAUGUCAAAUGUGGGAUGCAGCAUUUGCUAUACAAGCAAUACUUGCUUGUAACGUGAGUGAAGAGUAUGGUCCUACGCUUCGGAAAGCACAUGAUUUCCUGAAGGCUUCGCAGGUAGUUGAAAAUCCAUCCGGUGAGUUCAAAGCAAUGUACAGACACAUAUGCAAAGGAUCGUGGACAUUCUCAAUGCAUGACCAAGGCUGGCAGGUCUCGGACUGCACCGCAGAAGGACUCAAGGCUGCACUGUUACUGUCAAAAAUGCCAAGUGCUCUCGUUGGAGAAAAAUUGGAAACAGAGCGAUUCAAUGAUGCUGUUAACGUCAUCCUCUCUCUACAGAGCAGUAAUGGUGGGUUCCCUGCUUGGGAGCCUCAAAAUGCUUACAGUUGGCUAGAGAAAUUCAAUCCAACUGAGUUCUUUGAAGACACGCUGAUUGAGAGAGAGUAUGUUGAGUGCACUGGUUCUGCAAUGCAAGCCCUGAUACUCUUCACAAAGCUACACCCUUAUCAUAGAACAAAGGAAAUACAUCACUGCCUUGCCAAAGCAAUUCAUUACAUUGAAAACACACAAAAUCCCGAUGGCUCCUGGUACGGGUGUUGGGGAAUUUGCUAUACAUAUGGUACCUGGUUUGCUGUAGAGGGACUAACAGCUUGUGGAAAGAAUUACCGUAAUUGUCCUGCCCUGCGAAAAGCUUGUCAAUUUUUGUUGUCAAAGCAACUUCCUAAUGGGGGGUGGGGAGAAAGUUACUUGUCAAGUCAAAACAAGGUAUAUACAAACAUAGAAGACAACCGUGCAAAUUUAGUUCAAACUUCGUGGGCUUUGUUGUCCCUCAUCGGUGCAGGGCAGGCUGAGAUAGACCCAACACCCAUACACCAUGGAAUGAAGUUAAUAAUCAAUUCACAAAUGGAAGAUGGAGACUUCCCACAGCAGGAGAUAACAGGAGUAUUUAUGAGAAAUUGUACCCUAAACUACUCAUCAUAUCGAAACAUCUUUCCUAUAUGGGCUCUAGGAGAGUAUCGCCGCCGAGUCUUGUCUGGACAAACUCCAAAUGCUGCAGCUUGA
Messenger RNA from Vicia faba (fava bean), 1788 nucleotides. Lineage: Eukaryota; Viridiplantae; Streptophyta; Magnoliopsida; Fabales; Fabaceae. The record is from the annotation of a GenBank genome assembly.